Molecule: messenger RNA, 4837 nt
Organism: Haliotis rufescens (red abalone)
Lineage: Eukaryota; Metazoa; Mollusca; Gastropoda; Lepetellida; Haliotidae
Exons: 12
Coding region: 47-1393 (448 amino acids)
Molecular function (GO): GTPase activity
Source: RefSeq, a predicted model, not a curated record
GCCGGGUCGCAACUAGUCUGUCCACUUUGACAGUCGGUGAAGGAAGAUGUCGGGGAAAGUGAAGUCGAGAACUGCUGCGAAUGCCGCCGACGCAGCAACUCAGUCCGUCAACGAGAGAAUUCUGAAAGAGUGUCACACCCUAUACAUCGAUCCAGAAAAUGGACUCGUGAAGAUUGCUGAGAGUCUCGGCCUGUCCUUCCUGGCACCUAGGAAGAAGAUAACAGUCCUCCUCAUCGGUAAUCAUAGCGCUGGCAAAUCCUCCUUCAUCAACUGGUAUGUGGAAGAACAUGUUCAGAAAACAGGGGUUGCCAUAGAGACGCAAGGAUUCACAUUCAUUACAAGUGGUCGCAAAAGAGAAUCUCUCACGGGGAAUGCUACCCUCCAUCUGUACCCUCAUUUUGAUCCUCUCCGAGAGAUUGACGGGGUCAUCGAUUACCUGACAACAGAGAUCUCCACAUCCAAACAGAAGAAGUUCAGCCUUGUUACAUUUGUGGACACCCCCGGUCUUGUUGAUGGGGACAUGAAGUACCCCUUCGAUGUGAACAAGUCCAUCCUCUGGCUGGGCGACCUGGCAGAUUUGAUCUUUGUGUUCUUCGACCCAAUUGGUCAGGCACUAUGCAAGCGAACUCUCAACAUUGUGGAGAAGCUGAAUGACAAACAUGCUGACAGGAUGAAGUUCUACCUGAGUAAGGCUGACGACGCAGGACAUGAGAGUGACCGACAGCGCGUGAUGAUGCAGAUCGUACAGGAGCUGUGCAAGCGCCCGGGUCUGAACCGCACCGGCUUCGACAUGCCCACCAUCUACAUCCCCUCCAUGAACCAGAAGACCAGUCGGUGUGCCAACCAGAUUGAGGAAGUGUGUAAGGAGGUUGAGAAGACCAUCAAUCAGACCAUACAGAACACAUUGAAUGCUCUGGAGAGAGACUGUGACCACAUAGCUGACAUUGUGCAGAGAAACCUCCAGGACGACAGUGUGAAGAGGUCAAAUAACAUGCGAGCGAGGUUGCGAGGGUUCUGCUUCAGUCUUUUUGGGAUGUUAAUGCCGCUGUUACUGCUAGCAACAUUCCUCAUCAGCACAUCUCCAAAGACCCUCAGCCAGUUUGUUGGGGAGAGCCUUGUUGUGACGAUGGCCACAUAUCUGGGCCCCCUGUCCAAGCUGUGGAAGACUGUCCCAACGGAUUACACCAACUACGUCAUCAUCGGGAUCUUGACACUGGCCCUGCUGCUCCUACUGCUGGCCAAGUUCUCCUCCAGGACCAAGACGACUCUGAGUAGGAAACAGAAGAGGAACCUUCUGGAGAUCCGAGACUAUGUACAGAGCACCGUGAAAUCCAAGAAGCAAACAUUAUACCAGGAGUACUUACAGCAGAGUGUGGCUGACCACGACAUGUAGCCACUGCUGCCACCGCCUCCAUCGCUGUCCACAACCGUGCCAUACAUCUCAUGUUGCAAAAUGUCAUCUCACUUCACUGAACACAUACAUUUCAUCCUACUUGUCAGUGUAACUAAAUUAGUAAGCAAGAGAUUAAACAUGAGUGUGCAGUGGGGAAAUUGCCACUGCCACAAAUUACCUGGAUUCCGGCAGUAACGCUUAUCUUCAGAUACCUUCUGUAGUAUUUCACUUUUACAUAAAUAUUUUUACAGAUCUAUUUUACUAUUGAUGUUCCAGUAUUAUACAUGACUGACAUCGAAUACCAGUGUGUCCAUACAACUUUUGUCUCAUUACCAAAGUAUCACCUCGAGAGUUCUUGCUCUUCCAUCCUUGCUGUUAUUGAAUAUUUGAAUAAUUAUAUAUUGAAUAUGUUAAUACAAGCCCCUGUACUAUAAACUGAUAUUCAGAACGUCUGCUGGUCUGUGUUGAGAGUAUUUAACAGUUUGUACAUUAGCUUCAAUCUGUUGCAUUGUGCUUGAUCCACUUUACAAUAGAAACUAUAUGGGCAGUCACUCCAUGUAAACAGGUCUUUCUUAAUAUAGAAUUAUAAGUGUGUAACUUUUUUAAUAUUUGAAACACAAAACGUUCAUCUAAAGGAAAACAUAAAUUCCACAGGCUAGAGAGUAAUUUAGAGCUCAGUCAAACAUCGUUGUGGUGAAGGGGCCUAUGUAAACACUUCAAGGUUCCUUGCAACCGAACAUGAUGAAUAUAGAAGGAAAACGCACAGAUGAAGUUUUUACUUCGAGACAAUUUGACACAUCAACUUUUGACACAAUUUUGACACAUUCAAGUGGGAAUCUUGGACACUGUUUGGAAUGAGGACUGACAAAACUUAAUGGGCAGAGCAAAGAAAUUCGAGUAGUUAGACCUAGAGGGUCAUCCCACUAACAUGACUUUGUGUCAGUUGAUUUGGGAUGGGAUGAUUUUUUAAUUAUUUUUUUUAAUAAAUAUAUCAGGAAAAAGAUGUACUUACCAAGCUCUAAAAUGAAAUUGAGUAUUCUGAUUGAGAUUGUUAUGAAGAAAUAUUGUGAUUACUUUCUAUGUGGAAUCUGUUUCCCAUCUUCUAUAAUUUGGAAAAACUGUACAAGAUAUUGUUGUUUUAUUGAUGUCCAAUGUAUUUGUACAUCUCGACAAGGGCUGGAACCGACACCAUGCCCCCUUUCAUUAUGGCUCUUGUAAAGUGUACUUAAUGAUUGUAUUGGACUAUGGGAAGGUAUUGAUAUAAAUCUCUGCAGUAUAGUAUUUUGUGAUACAUAUUUUCCCAGUCUUGUCCUGAUUCAUGAUGGCAUAACUUGAUUAACUGAUGUAUUGAUGUGGUGCAAUAACAGUGUGGCCUUUUGCCCUCAAACACUGCUUCUGUGCGCUGUGUGCCAUGCUUCAUAUGACAAGUCUCCAAGGCUAUGAGCCUACAUCCAACCGGUUCCAUCUACCCAUACGUUACAAUUAGGGUCAUUCUUUAAGGUCAAUUUUAGUACCUGUUUUUUUAGGGGGAAAUGUUCUCCAUUGCUUCAGGUGAAGUGUUUGCUGGAGUGGAGAGAAAAACCUUCAGAAUGUCGAAGUAACUGGAGACAAUUAUUUACUUUACCAACUUGUUUGUGUAAAUAUUUUGAUUGGUUAAGCAGCAUUUGUUAAACAACUUGUGAAACUAUCUGGCCUCAUCGAUUAACAUUGGUGAUAUAAAAGAAAUGUACAACUGUUUUAUUUCAGUCAUCUAAGCCUUAGACAUCAAGAUCAUCAUCUUUAUUUUGAGAUGAGAAAUCUUUCAGUUCAUAUAUUUAUUGUUUGAAGACUUUGGUGCCAAGGUGAGAACAAAAUUAAAAAUCAUUGCAACCAAUUGCAGGGUUAUGGUGCUAGAUUCUGGCUUUUCAGAAUUUGGUUUUGAUAGUCAAGGCGUCAUCAGUUUUGAUGAGUCAGGAGGCAGCAGUAGAUUAGAAUUGUACUGUGCAAGAUGAAAGGACAAUCCUAUAUUUGGUGAAUGCUGAGUGAAUGGACUGAUUCAUGUUCUGAUGUCGGGUGUUACAACCAAGAUAAUCUGACACGUUAACAUUUAUGUUGCUAUUGCUCUCUUCUUGUAUAGUCUAAAUAAUAUACACAUGGAGAGACAUAGGGUCCAGUAUUCAACAUACAGGGUAACCUUGUCAGUUGGGAUUUCCAGCCUUCAACACCACUAUGUAGGUGCCUAUUGAUUGAGAUGAAUGAGGUUUCCCUGUGUGGAAUGUUAAUGUGUUCAGUGUAUGGCUACAUCUGGUGUCAAAAUGCUAACUCCGGCCAUCUAAAAAGUUGAUCAUGUAAAGCAAAUGUUACUCUCCAUCAGUUUAUUAGAUAUUUGACAGAAUGGUACAUAAUUAUAUGUCUAUGAUUGAAGGUCCUUUGUUAUGUAGACUAAAUAACAUCAAUUCUAGUUCCCUUCAGCCAGAGAUCAAUUCUUGAUCAUGUAGUUGUUGUAGUACUGCAGAUUGUUUUGUCAGGUGUAGGUGAGUAUUCUCUUUUAAUAGAUGAUUAACUAAGGUGAGACUUUACAUCUGUACAAAAACAAUUGGUUUGUUUUAUCCAGUCAUUUCCAGCUAAGGUUCUAAUGAUCUUUGAUAUUUUACACUUACAAAUAACACGUUUACAUAUCCUACACUUGUGGAUGUGAGAUUAUGUUUGGUUGUUGGGUAGCAGAUUUGGUGUCAAAGUUCCAAAGUCUCGCUAUUGAUACUUGUGAUAACUUCUAGGUUCUAUUCAUGUGUGGGACCAACAAAAUCUUGCUCAGCUGUUUGGCAAAUGUUUGUUUUUGGAUGUCUAUGGAACUUUGAUACCCUCUGCAUGUUCUGGGUUUCUGUUUGAUAGUCAUUGUUUCAGCCUUGUCCCUGUCAGUUAAAGUGUCUGUGGGCACAUCUUGGCAUCAAUGAGUGAUGUCCGUUUAUUAUCUUGGGGUGGGUUGGAAGGGAAUUUUUUUGUUUUUUGGUCAUGGUUUCAAAACAAUUUUGUUCUCUUGGAGGAGGAACCAGCAUAUUCAGCAAACAAUGUUUUAUGUUGUUUUGAGAAAAACCUAAAGCAAAAAAAUAAUUCAAACAAAUUAUUUUAUUGUACAUAAAUAGCAAUAAAACAACAAUCUGACUGAUAAAAGAAACUAUAAGUAUCCAUUUUUAGUAUUCAUGUGUUUAGUAAGGUGAGGCCUACACUUCCAGUCAUAUCAUGUUGCUGAAUUGUACAAUACACUUCGUGUGACUGAUUCAGUGAUAGGUAUAAGUUCUCAUUGUUCAUUAUUCCUGCAUCACAUGCUUAUAUUUCAUUAUCAUCCUUGACAGGGACGAGGUGUCUCAUCUAUUACUACUGGUCGUUCUUCAAAGGCAGCUCAAUAUUGUUCAUGUUUACUGGUACAGAGGUUUAACUAUCACUCAAUAAAUGUCUCCCAGAUUA